AUGGCCAAGAUCCAGGACAAGGAAGGGAUUUUGACAGACCAGCAAAGAUUGAUCUUUGCGGGCAAACUGUUAGAAAAUGGAAGAACUCUUGCUGACUAUAAUAUUCAAAAAGAAUCGACUCUUCAUCUUGAGUUGAGGCUCAGGGGAGAAAUGCAGAUUUUCAUGAAGACUCUUACCAGUAAGACCAUUACUUUAGAGGUGGAAAACUCCGACACCAUUAAGCGAUCGAAGGUUCCCUCUGUUGAACUAGAAUUCAUGGCAAACUAUUUACCAGAGCUAACACUUGCUGAAUAUGAUUUUCUUAAGUUUCUUCCAUCUGUUACUGUUGUAUUCGUUAUGAACACCAGUGGAAGCACCCAAAAUGCCAUCCAAGAAAAGUAUAGACAACUAAAGUUCAAAUUUGUGGCAACUUUAUUAUCUCCAAAACCAGUCCAGUCACUGUUCUAG
Messenger RNA from Capsicum annuum, 447 nucleotides. RefSeq names its product ubiquitin-like. The record is from RefSeq and is a predicted model, not a curated record. NCBI's taxonomy places the organism in Eukaryota, Viridiplantae, Streptophyta, Magnoliopsida, Solanales, Solanaceae. Gene Ontology annotation, cellular component: nucleus; cytoplasm. Gene Ontology annotation, biological process: modification-dependent protein catabolic process; protein ubiquitination. The transcript has 4 exons. Gene Ontology annotation, molecular function: protein tag activity; ubiquitin protein ligase binding. The coding region runs from base 1 to 447 and encodes 148 amino acids.